Leptidea sinapis is the source of this 1386-nucleotide messenger RNA. RefSeq lists its product as uncharacterized. The transcript is spliced from 10 exons. The coding region runs from base 71 to 1342 and encodes 423 amino acids. The record is from RefSeq and is a predicted model, not a curated record. Lineage: Eukaryota; Metazoa; Arthropoda; Insecta; Lepidoptera; Pieridae.
UAAAUGGCUUGGGGGCUUGUUGAUUCGAACUUCAGCUUGAAAAUUUCUGUAUCGUUGCUUGUUAGGAGUCAUGGUUACAUUUCUGUAUUUUCUUAUUGUACUGUGGAUUUCAGAGAUCAAUGGAUCCCGAAGUCAUUUCAGCAACAUAUCACAUGAGUUUACAACACCGCCUGAUGAAAUUGGACCCUUGCUACCCGAUGACGACUUACAGGCGUCCACGGUUAUUGCCGGUCUGAUGCCGGAUUCAUUUGGUGAAAUGUUCAACUUUCUGGAUGGUGACAGCUUCGGAAUUGGUCCAAUGCACGAGUUCGUUUAUGGCUGGCAAGCUAUUGUAAACACCAUGAGUAUGAAAAAUAACGUAGAAGUUCGAAAACGAGCUGGGCUUCAACGAUUCGCACUCGCAGGAAUAAAUGGUAUCACCCUCAUAUCUCAUAUUGGAGUUACUGAGAUUAUGAUUAAUGGAACACGAACAUACUGCUUUGGUGGUGUAUCACGACCACCAGGUAGAAGAAGUGUUAUUUGCAAGGGAGCAAUGUACCAGGAGGGUCGGUUUACCUGCAGAGUUCCAUUUUUAAGAUAUCCUACGGUACUGGGGUACCGCUAUUGUAUAGACAAGUACGCUGCCGUUAAUUCAAUGGAUGGUACAUACAAAACCACGUACUGUGCCAGAGGUGAAUCUAUACCGAAGUUUCAUUACGAUUACAUUUGCGAGCGAAGGGACGUUAAGAUAAAACGUGUAAAUCUAACUGAUCCUAAUGAGAGAUUUAAUAUAAGGAAUCCUGUUGUGCGGCGAGCUGAGUACUAUAGAGCACCCUACGAUAUAUUAAAAGCAUGCCCGGAUUGGUAUGGUUGCAAUCUUCGUAUAUCUCGAGAAUCACUUCAUCAGGAUAUACCCUCUGGACUUUUAGAUGCCAAUGAAACAGCUUUUGUCGGACAUGGUGGAAAAUAUUGGUUGGCAUUGUACUACUCGCAGCUUUCAGCUUAUGCUAUUUACUUCCAAGCACAUGGUGAAUACCCGUGGAACUCAAACAGACCAGUAGUAUCGGUAGAUAAAGGUGGAAUAUGGGAACAGCUUCUAAAAGCAAACAUUGGUCCGGACAUGAAUUUGCACUACAACUUGAAUGGCAUUUAUAAUCGGUACCCCGGUGGAGUUAUUAUGCCAGACCUGAUGAGGAACGAUGGACAGGUUCAACCAAGUAAUUUCAGGACUGAGACGAGAGAUGGUGGAUCCGAGGACAUAAAAAUUGGAAUGUCAGGCGAUAUUUCUGGAGAUGGUGGUAGCUACAAAUUUAUUCAUGACUCACAAAUUCAACCAAAUUUUGAACACGGAAAAAACGUUUGAUAAUAGACAGCACGAAAUAUUAUUGAAUAAACAACAGCCAUUUU